Molecule: messenger RNA, 371 nt
Organism: Pogonomyrmex barbatus (red harvester ant)
Lineage: Eukaryota; Metazoa; Arthropoda; Insecta; Hymenoptera; Formicidae
Product: kinesin-like protein KIF6
Biological process (GO): microtubule-based movement
Cellular component (GO): microtubule; kinesin complex
Molecular function (GO): microtubule motor activity; microtubule binding; ATP binding
Source: RefSeq, a predicted model, not a curated record
ACGUGACUCUGUCGACUAUGCGAUUGACUGCUAAAAUCUCGAAAUUAAAGCCGAUUAAAAUAGUACGGCACAUUCAGCCGCAAAUGGAAUUGAUCCUGCAACAAUUACGAAAGGAAGUAGAUAUAUUGAAGAAAGAGCUUGAGCUGAACGACAUGUUUCUACAUCAGGAAGCACUGGCAAAUAUUUCGGAAUCCAGACUCGAGCAGAUUAGGCGAGAUAUCAUGAACUUUUUGCAGGGUUCUAUUUCGGAAUUAACGCUCUUCAAUGUCACCCAGGCACGAGUAUUGAUGAAGAUCACUAAACAAUUAUAUGACAAAUUCACUGUUGUCCACUGGAGAUGGCGCAAUUUCUCUUGAAGCUCACGCAGAGAU